Messenger RNA from Cataglyphis hispanica, 3810 nucleotides. RefSeq lists its product as uncharacterized. Lineage: Eukaryota; Metazoa; Arthropoda; Insecta; Hymenoptera; Formicidae. The record is from RefSeq and is a predicted model, not a curated record. The transcript is spliced from 7 exons. Bases 219 to 2327 code for a protein of 702 amino acids.
UUGAAACCUUCGCGAUCGAAGACAUACCUGUCCAAUGUGACACGAUAGCCAAGAGAAGGAGGGUCAAUAAGGAUAAUGAUAAGGAUGAGUGAUGUAUAAUUUGACUGUAUAUAUCGAACGAAAAUACUCGAUGUGAGGAAAAAUUUCGGAGAAUCCGAUGUCAGUGUUAAAUCGUACAAAUAAGGGAACACUCGUCCACCUUAAUAAAGUUCGCAAAUAUGUUGAUUCGUGAGUUUGCCCUCAUGGCAUUAUUAUUUUUGCCUACAUUAUCGGACAAUGAUUGUCAAUGGUGUCACGCUAUCGAAUUUUGGAGCAGUGUCAUAUGUUCUAUGGAAAAUUCUAAAACUGUUCACUUUCAUAGCGUUCUCGAUGACAAUAGUAACUCUAUCCAUUUAGAAUCAUGCUUUGAGGCUUUUGUACAUAGUAUCGCGCGUAAAUGCGCGAUAGCGACUAUGUUGAGGACUUAUACGUUUCCUGACCCGGAAAACACAUCUUUUGUCGAUGAUAACGACGUAAUUUACGAGAUCGUGAAACAGCCAUCGAUUUGGAAAAUUACAUCCGACGAUGAGCUUCCCUUUCAGGUAACGUCUGCGAAAAUAAAAAGAAUAAUUCGAAACAGUAAAGCCUUUGGGGAGAACACGUGGAACGUACACGUGAUUCUUCCGAAGAACAUUCGCUCUUUCGAUCAAAUUUCGAAAGAUGAUUCGACGUUCGAGUGGAAACCGCACGAUCGAUUUAUCGUACUGAUUGCUUGCCGAGAGAAAGUGUUAAACAAGUCGAGGCUUGAUGGCAUUUUAAAGACAUUAUGGACCAAACGUAAGGUGCAAAGCAUCUUGGUUGCCGAGACAAUCGCUGUAAAUGACACUAAAACUGAUAGAGCUAUUCGUUCUUACAAUCCGUUCGCCAAAGUCAACGAUUCUGCAUAUGGUCAAGUCGAAAUUAUACAAAUAAAAACGGCAGAAGAGGCGUCAAAUUUGCUAUCUCAUUUAACUUACCAUCGAACAAAUAAUAUGAAUGGAUACGAAUUGAAAACGGGUUUAUUCUCUCCUACAGAAGAGACGGCAAGUGAACAGGCGAAAGUUGGAUUGAAUAACCGUGACAAUAAUACCGAUAUUUUCGAAGGACUUGAUGAAACAAUACUGGAUACGAUAUCUCAACGCAUGAAUUUCACAGCGAGAUGGAUACAUCCAACAGAUAAUAAAUUGUUCGGUCAUCAAUUAUCCAAUGGGACGUACGUCGGUGCUAUAGGCGACGUAGUGAACGGUAGAACGGACAUCUGCUUCGAGUCCUUUUUCAUAAAGAAAUACAGCAAUAAUAUCGAAGAAGAUAUAAACUUCAGCGUAUAUAUGGACUUCGAUAGGAUAUGCGUAAUUGUUCCUAAAGCGACUAAAAUACCCAAGGGACUUCGACUAUAUUACUUCUUUCCGCGUUCAGUUUGGAUCUGUUCAAUAUUGACGCAGAUCUUUGUAUAUCUAAUGUGGUAUUUUCUGCAAAUCUUCAUUCCAAGAAGAACGGGAAAGAUAAAUGUCUGGAAAAUGAUUUACCGAUUGAUUUUAUUAGACGUCGGUUGCCCCCAAAAAUUGCCAAACACGAAUGCUGAAAGAAUAUUAUUAUCGGGCAUUCUUCUCGCUAACAUCACUAUGACUGGUUUCUUCAGUGGUAUUUUAUACAAUAGUUUUGCGCAUGAUAUGUAUUACCCAGACAUUAACACUCUUCGCGAACUCGAUGCUUCGGGAUUGGUGAUAGCAUUGGCCUCUAUAAGUUUGACCGAUCUCUUUGACGAUGAUAACAGUUCGACAGUCAUGCGAAACUUACGAAGUAAAUUACGAUACGGCGAAAACGCCGUGGUUAACGCAGCGUAUUACCGAAAUGGUUCGGGAUUUGCAAAGGAAAAUUAUUUCCCCGCUUUUAGCGCGCAAUUCGUCGAUGUGGACGGUGGACCGUUGCUUCAUCUUGUCAAAGAAUGUCCAGGUGCAUUCUUUUUAUCGUAUUUGCUGCCCAAGAAUUCGAUUCUGCAGGAAGGAAUAAAUGAGUGGAUCAGUCGCUUGAAUCAAGGUGGUUUAACACUCUUGUGGAGCAAACAGAACAUUGAAAGUAUAAAAAAGGAACUGACUAAACGAACAACACUAACUACAAACGAGAAGCAAAUGAGCGAUUUUGUGCCAUUCAAUCUAUCCGAUGUGCAGUCAUCUUUUUACAUGCUGCUGACAGGGCAAUUAAUAUCUGCGAUAAUAUUUUUUCAUGAGAAAGGCUGGCUGAAAGGCCGAUCGUUAUCGCGACCGUCAAGAGAUCAAACUCGGAAUUUACGCGCUAGUCAUCAAAGAUAAAUAAAGCCACGCCUUUUUCUUUCUAGUCCUCCUUUUUUCCGCGUAAUUCCUUUUUCAAGAAACAAAAUUGCAAAAGUGCGCAGAGUACAAAAAAGAUACAAAGAAGGCGAAAGUUCUCUUCUUUCACGCUCCUAUUUCCUUCCGCACAUUCCAAUUCCGCCAAUUACAAGCAAAUUAUUAUAGUAGAUCUCAAUGAAUUCAGUAACAAUCUGAUCUAAUGGCAGUUUCGUCUUUGUAUUCUGCAAAUAUAAAAAUGUGAUAUAACACAAUAUAACACAAGAUAUAGGGCGUUAUAUUGCUAACAUUUUUAUACCAACAACAUUAUUACAUACAUUCGAUAAACGAAUAAAGCCUAUAAUCGAUCGGUGAUUAUGAAAAAAAUCGUAAAUAAAAAUCAAAAUAAAGAUGAAAUUGUAUACACACAUUUAUAUAUACUGUUUUUACAUUAGUUAUCCUUAAUCAUAUUAGCAAAUAUAUCUUAUAACAUGAAUCGAGCGUGCACAUUUGUUUCAUGGGUGUAUUCAGGAUGAUAUACACACACACCAUUAUGGACCAUCGACGUCCUGCGCGCAGGCUCUUUCACAACAUCAGAGAGGAAAACGUCGAGAGGGAGUGAAGGAUGCUCGUGAAUUUUCGCCAAUAACAUUGUCAGUAGCGUGACUAUCCACCGGCUGGAUCUACUCGUGAUAGUGUAACCUGUUGCCGUGGCAAAUCUCGGACGACAAAUAUUACAAAGUGCUUAGUUACUAAUGGUAUAAUGUUCACAUUCGAUUUAUUCAACACAUUAUAUGUAUUCUGAUUUUUUUUUCAAAAAAGCGAAAAAAGGAUAUUUUUCUGAAGAAAUAAGUAAUCCAGCAAGAUAGAUUUAAUCAGCAAAAAUGGGGAUUGUAACGUCACUCAUUUUGAUUCAAUUAAAUUCUGAUGGAAACUGUCACGCAUCACUCCAUCUUUGAAUAGACUUUUUUUCUUUUUAUUUUCUCUCUCUUUUCUUUUUUAUUUCGAAAUAAUCUCGAUGAAUGAACAUAGAAAGUUGCAAAUCACCCAAAUGAAUCGUUAAUUUGGAUCAUAAUUAGAAUGUAGAACAUAAUUAAUCGCGAAUUAAAAAUAUAUCAGCUGUUAAGGAAUCAGCUGGAACAGAAAAGAAUAACAUUGCUAGAUAAAUGACACAACCAGCGUCGCAAGUAUUUUCAGCUAUGUUAGAAAUGAAGAUGCAAAUGUGCUUGUUGUUAGAUAGUGAAAUAGAAUAUCGCGAUCUGUUGUUAUGCUUACUUGCAAGAACGUUUACAACCGGUAUCGGAUACCCUCGAAUACAUCCGAGUUGCCGAGAUAUCUGAAGAUUCGGGAAAAAGAAUAUGUCAAUUAUGUAUCAAUUGCAAAAUUAUACGGAUAUUAUCCGUGGGCUGAAUAUGACUGCGGAGGAGAUUGAUAUUUAUUUCGGUCAACUUGGUAACUUUACCGAUUAUAGGAGCGACUGUAUCGAAAC